Puccinia triticina is the source of this 330-nucleotide messenger RNA. RefSeq lists its product as uncharacterized. The record is from RefSeq and is a predicted model, not a curated record. The coding region runs from base 1 to 330 and encodes 109 amino acids. The transcript has 3 exons. Lineage: Eukaryota; Fungi; Basidiomycota; Pucciniomycetes; Pucciniales; Pucciniaceae.
AUGCCCAAUGUUCUACACAUACUCACCUUCAGAGUUGACCUAAACGCACUUCAGGUUUUUUACGGGCACCCAAAAACCCAAGCCCUGGAAGAUGCUGCCUUGCUGUUUGCAGGAUCGGUGUUCACCUCACAGCUGCACAACCUCAGCACUUCCCCCCAACGCUUCAACUCAGAAGGAAGCAGUGUCACCCACCCUCCAACAGCAUUUUCACAAUACGGAAAAGAGAAUGGAAAUACUUCUUCACAAUAUGGAAAAGAAACUGAACAGCGCAUUCAGAAAAGCGGAGAGGCGGUCCAAACGGCCGUGCAGACGGAUCAAGGCAUGACUUGA